UUAGAUUGCCGUGAAUCCAGCCGCUCCAAACGUGCCAAAAGAGUUAGAGCACCAGAACCGGUACAUUUUGAGCCAGAACCCCAUCAAGAUUUGGAAAGUGAUGACAGCGGUAGCCAAGAAAAGGAUUUACCCGAAAUACCCACCAAUUUUUUAAGUCCCUCGGUCAGGGAAUAUUUAGAAUUGGGAAAAUCAAUACCAGGACGUCCUGGUGUUGAUUAUCCCAUACUCUCAGCCAUUCCAUAUACAAAUUUUUAUUGUGAUGAACAACCAUAUCCAGGAUUUUUUGCUGAUAUGGAGACCAGAUGCCAGGGUUGGCACUAUUGCGACAUCGAUGGACGCCAGGCCUCGUUUCUUUGCCCCAAUGGCACACAAUUUUCUCAGGCUGUUUUUGUUUGUGACUGGUGGUUUAAUGUACGCUGUGAUCUGUCUCCGCGUCUCUAUGCCAUCAAUGCGCGUUUGUAUCAACGUCCAAAAGUGAAUCCCACCCGACCACAUCGUAUUAUAACAAAAGAAUUAGUGGAAGAUAUUUUUAAUUGAAAUAAAUUAAAUUCUGCGUAAACACAAUUUGAGCGAAGUGUUAUAUGGGCGCUAAUCGGCGUUAAAGUGAGACAUAAACA
Calliphora vicina (urban bluebottle blowfly) is the source of this 617-nucleotide messenger RNA. RefSeq lists its product as uncharacterized. The record is from RefSeq and is a predicted model, not a curated record. Gene Ontology annotation, molecular function: chitin binding. The transcript is spliced from 3 exons. Gene Ontology annotation, cellular component: extracellular region. The annotation marks the transcript as partial. Lineage: Eukaryota; Metazoa; Arthropoda; Insecta; Diptera; Calliphoridae.